Molecule: messenger RNA, 258 nt
Organism: Scedosporium apiospermum
Lineage: Eukaryota; Fungi; Ascomycota; Sordariomycetes; Microascales; Microascaceae
Exons: 4
Coding region: 1-258 (85 amino acids)
Source: RefSeq, a predicted model, not a curated record
AUGGCUUCAAACUCAGAGGAGUCGUCGUCGUCGUCCGACCAUCCUUGGUCCGGCGAUAACAAGUCAAAAUUCCAGGCUAAGGCGAUUAGCGAGUACUACGAUCCGUGCCAGGAAGCAGCGUCGAGGAGCAUCAAGUGCCUACAUAGGAACGGAGGCGAUCGAACCAUGUGCGGCGAUUAUUUCCAGGCAUAUCGCGAUUGCAAGAAGCAAUGGCUCGAGAAGCGAAAGGCCGAACGCAAGAAGAACUCCCUCUGGUAA